AUGCGGGGGAAGCCAGAGCCGCGGAAUUUUGAAUUGAGCGUGAUCAUGUCCCCACGGCCCGCUGGCGAGCGACAAGGCCAACUCGACCAUCAUCUGCAGCUCGUCCCUCAGCUGUUCAAAUCUUUACCUCCUUCAGCUGAUCCCUUUUGUCGGCCCACUUUUUCUUUCCAGUCUCCCCACAUUCUUCUUUCCAGCGCAAGAACAUCGACCCAUAGUCCCACCGUCAGCUGA
Heterobasidion irregulare TC 32-1 is the source of this 231-nucleotide messenger RNA. RefSeq lists its product as uncharacterized. NCBI's taxonomy places the organism in Eukaryota, Fungi, Basidiomycota, Agaricomycetes, Russulales, Bondarzewiaceae. Bases 1 to 231 code for a protein of 76 amino acids. The record is from RefSeq and is a predicted model, not a curated record. The transcript has a single exon.